Messenger RNA from Contarinia nasturtii (swede midge), 522 nucleotides. Its product is annotated as solute carrier family 22 member 23-like. Gene Ontology annotation, cellular component: membrane. The record is from RefSeq and is a predicted model, not a curated record. Lineage: Eukaryota; Metazoa; Arthropoda; Insecta; Diptera; Cecidomyiidae. Bases 1 to 522 code for a protein of 173 amino acids. Gene Ontology annotation, biological process: transmembrane transport. The transcript is spliced from 3 exons. Gene Ontology annotation, molecular function: transmembrane transporter activity.
AUGGAUAUUGCCGCAGAAGAUAUAUUACGCGAAUGCGGCGAAUUUGAACCCUAUCAAUGUAUAAUGCUUCUUAUGUUUUGUAUAAUCAAUGUUCUAGUAUCUAUUCAUUACUUUUCACAAACAACAAUUCUAUUUGUGCCUGAUCCCUGGUGUUAUUACGACGACAUCGUAAAUAAGUCAAUAGAUCAAAUACGCGAAAUAUAUUCAAAUUAUUCGAAUCCUUCAUGCACACCAUACAAAACUGAUGUUUCAUCCGUUGAUUUUUUCGGUGCAAACAAUACAAAUGAUGGAGCAUGUGAUCGAUGGAUCUAUGAAUAUGAUCAUGGGUAUAAAAGCAUGAGCAGUGAAUUAAAUUGGGUGUGCGACUCAGCAUGGAAAUCGACAAUUGGUCAGUCAAUGUUUUUUGUGGGUUCAGUUUUCGGAACAACAAUUUUUGGUGCAAUGGCCGAUUCAAUUGGUCGUCUUCCCGUCCUAAUUUUCUCCAAUGUCAUGGCACUUAUAGACAACGGGCCGUAUUCGUAA